This is a messenger RNA of Spizellomyces punctatus DAOM BR117, 1474 nucleotides long. RefSeq lists its product as uncharacterized. The transcript is spliced from 6 exons. Gene Ontology annotation, molecular function: oxidoreductase activity. The record is from RefSeq and is a predicted model, not a curated record. NCBI's taxonomy places the organism in Eukaryota, Fungi, Chytridiomycota, Chytridiomycetes, Spizellomycetales, Spizellomycetaceae. The coding region runs from base 42 to 1232 and encodes 396 amino acids.
UCUUGACCUUGUUUGUUAUCCCCUUCACGACGACAUACAAUAUGCCACCUCUCACUUCUGCGACAUGGUUCGACUAUGACCAUUUCUCUCGGAAUCUCAACAUUUGCAGUAACCCAACCCAUCCAAUCCCAUUAAACGACCUCCUAUAUACCGGCGACCCGAUAGCAGACGCUGCCUACACGUCAGUCAAAAGGAGUGGGCCGCCUUAUAGGACUUUUGACGAUAUUCUUGUCAAACGGGAUUCAGGCAAUCAUGAACUGACAGGGGCCGAGCGUGCUUUUCUACGGGAGGUUGAACAUGUGCCUGAGUGGGUUGAUUGGGAUAAGGUCAAUAGAGGGCGAGACGUUUUUUGGAGGAAUAUGGGGGCGAUUCAAGUUGUUCUAUUAUACGCAAGUCUGGCGGGCGGAUUCUCCAUUCCCCGCGUUAACGACGUUCUCAUCAGGACAGGAUAUCUGUCCAACCCUCGCCAUAUUAAUCGUCGGCUACUUGAAACCGGCCAAAUGAUAAACGACAUUAUGCAACAUGGCCUCCGACCUGGAUCGGACGGAUGGAAGUCUGUCUUGCGCGUUCGGUUCUUACAUUGCGCAGUGAGGAGACGACAACUGCCCGAAAAAACAGAAGACACUGUUAAUUCCAAAAAGGUCAUUCCCAUUAAUCAAACCGAUUUGAUUGGAACCCUCCUCGGUUUCCAAUGCUCGGUCAUUACCGGGUUAACCUACCUAUGGAUCUACCUCACACCAUCUGAACGGGAUGACUAUACACACCUAUGGCGCUACGUGGGAUACCUCAUCGGCGUAAAGGAAGAGAAUAACCCUUUAGCACACGGAUUCGAGGCUACAUGUGCUUGUCUUAGAGACUACUUGGAAUUAUAUUUCGUUCCAGACCACACAUCCACCCAACUCUCACAAACCCUUCUCAAAACCGUUUCCUCAUCAGACGGAUCCAAAUCAAAUCGACCGUCUUAUGAAUUGAACGUCUCCAUCACACGGAGAUUUCUUAGCCCGGAACUAGCGGAUGCGCUUGAACUGCCCUUGCCCACCCUGAGAUACAGAUUGCUGGCACUCUUGUUUUGUUGGGUUGUCUGGGUAUUUGGACUAUUGGGUUACUUACCUGGUAUUGGAGGCCGUGUUAUCGAGGGUCGAAAAAAGAGGAUGGCGAGAAUUAUGGAGGCGAUCAACAGCAAGUCUGGUCAGCCUUCACCUGAACGCGGUGUGGUCUCGAAGGAUGAAUAGCUUUGAGUGGACUUGUUGUGGACUGUUUUUGAGUCAUAUUUUGACGACGGCAAUGAGUUCUAUAGGAGUAGCCGAUUCAUGCAUAGUAUCUGUAGUUAUGAACUAUUCGUUUCUCUGUUUUCUAAUUAGGUAGUUAUAAUGAGGACAUUUUGUGUUUAUAUGACCAUGCAAUUCUCUUUUGAUGGUCGCAAAUGCUUCAGUGCAGCGUGCUGACCGCUAGCAAAAGAACCAUUGGUCUUCUU